AUGUGUGGAAGAUGCACUGCUUCUUGCAUGGUUUGCUACGACGAGCGAUACCCGCACCUUACGGCACUCCUGAAACAAGAAGCACGAUCGAGAUGGAGUAAACCAAUCUUCAAGGUACUAAAAGCCACGGGCAAGGCGAUCAUGGAUGACUUGCCAACGGCAUGGAGGCCGGCAUUUGGUGUCGUUCAGAGAUCAACCAACGGCGGAUCACGUUCCAGUCCUGUAAGACAUGGCGUGUGCGCCGCCAACAUAGCAACACUGGGCAACGCGGAGAGAUAUUGGCGGAUACGUCCCGAGUACCGGAACUUAGGAAGUGAAAGUUGCGAAAGCAAGACCUCGUCCCAGGCAAAGGCCCAUGUUCCUCCUCUCCUUGCCUACCAUUCCUUUCUUACCUACGUUGGCCGCGAGUUUUCUGCGGGCGCCCGCAGUGAUGGCCCCAUCUCUGGCUCCCUCAGGUACCAGGAGUGGAAGAUCGAAGGGAGCAGAAAUGCGACGAAAGAGGGGGUGGACAAGGGAAAAGAUCGCGAGUGUACAGAGAGAUGUCGAAAGACUCAGCAAUGGAGUGGGAUCAGGCCUCGCAACAGAAAAUCGAGUGGACAAUCGUGGGAGGCGCCGGAGGCACCUGGAGCUUUGCCCACUCUUUCAGUUUUGCUUACGACCCAGAUGGACUGCUCGGUAGACUUCUGUCUUAUUUCCCAAUGA
Molecule: messenger RNA, 702 nt
Organism: Exophiala viscosa
Lineage: Eukaryota; Fungi; Ascomycota; Eurotiomycetes; Chaetothyriales; Herpotrichiellaceae
Exons: 1
Coding region: 1-702 (233 amino acids)
Source: RefSeq, a predicted model, not a curated record